Molecule: messenger RNA, 1462 nt
Organism: Pteronotus mesoamericanus
Lineage: Eukaryota; Metazoa; Chordata; Mammalia; Chiroptera; Mormoopidae
Gene: RAB27B
Product: RAB27B, member RAS oncogene family
Exons: 6
Coding region: 19-750 (243 amino acids)
Biological process (GO): exocytosis; positive regulation of exocytosis
Cellular component (GO): Golgi apparatus; secretory granule; exocytic vesicle
Molecular function (GO): GTP binding; GTPase activity
Source: RefSeq, a predicted model, not a curated record
GUUUCUCUUUCUCAAUGGAUGACUUUCUCAGCCAAAAUGUCUUCUAGAGAGAACCAGCAAGACAAACCAAACAGGCCCAACAAGACCAUCACUAUGACCGAUGGAGACUAUGAUUAUCUGAUCAAACUCCUGGCCCUUGGAGACUCAGGGGUGGGGAAGACGACAUUUCUUUAUCGAUACACAGACAAUAAAUUCAACCCCAAGUUCAUCACAACCGUAGGAAUAGACUUUCGGGAAAAACGUGUGGUUUAUAAUACACAGGGGCCAAAUGAAUCGUCAGGGAAAACGUUUAAGGUGCACCUUCAGCUCUGGGACACUGCAGGACAAGAGCGAUUCCGGAGCCUCACAACCGCAUUUUUUAGAGACGCCAUGGGCUUCUUAUUAAUGUUUGACCUCACCAGUCAACAGAGUUUCUUAAAUGUCAGGAACUGGAUGAGCCAACUGCAAGCAAAUGCAUAUUGUGAAAAUCCAGAUAUAGUACUAAUUGGCAACAAGGCAGACCUGCCAGACCAAAGGGAAGUUAACGAACGGCAAGCCCGGGACAUGGCUGACAAAUACGGCAUACCCUAUUUUGAAACAAGUGCGGCAACUGGCCAGAAUGUUGAGAAAGCUGUGGAAACUCUUCUGGACUUAAUCAUGAAGCGAAUGGAACAGUGUGUAGAGAAGACGCAAGUCCCCGACGCCGUCAACGGCGGAAAUUCUGGGAAGCUUGACGGGGAAAAACCAGCAGAGAAGAAAUGCGCCUGCUAGACUUUACACAGGGCCUCAUCAUCAAGGGCCCCAGCCUAACAUCACUUCCCACAACAGUGACAAACCACAAAAUUGUUGCCAUGCAAAAUGGCGGAUCUUCCUUUCCUGCCAGAAGAUCUGUUUUAAGAGACCAAAAUAGUCAACGGUAUUCAAAAGAACUGACCAGUUGUUUCUGAGUCCCCUUCAAAGAAGAGCAAAGAUUUCCUAAUGUGCUCUCACCAACACGGAUGUCCAGUUUGUUUUUCCUAAAAAGAAGACAAGUAUGUAAGACAGUACACAAGAUGAAAUAACAGUGAGUUUUAAACCAGAGCAAAGUUUACCUUGUCACAUUGGAGAAAGGGAUAGGUUUCCAAAGGAAGAACAUAGAAAGAUGAUUUUUUUGUUUAAAAAAAAAAGACUGUUUACUUCUUAUAUUGAAUAUAAUCACUACUUUUAGGUUUGCAGUGGGGAAACAUAUUAGUUAAAAAUGGAUACACAAUAAAGAAUUCUAAAUGGAUCAUUAAGAAUGAUAUUACUUUGUGCACCCAAUAAGCUAUACUAGAAAGACUAAUUUAGUGAUGAGGUUGUAAGAGGAUGAAUGUCAGACUUCUUCUAAAAUGCAGACAAUUGUGUAAUAAUGCUAUUUUUAUAUUCUUAAUAAAUGUCAGAUAGACAAGAACAAGAUUGUGAGUGACAAAGUACAAGGGAAAUGCCCUGGGAGAAAAAUGAAAGU